This is a messenger RNA of Pieris rapae (cabbage white), 5917 nucleotides long. Its product is annotated as phosphatidylinositol 4-phosphate 5-kinase type-1 gamma. The transcript has 16 exons. The record is from RefSeq and is a predicted model, not a curated record. NCBI's taxonomy places the organism in Eukaryota, Metazoa, Arthropoda, Insecta, Lepidoptera, Pieridae. The coding region runs from base 191 to 2833 and encodes 880 amino acids. Gene Ontology annotation, biological process: phosphatidylinositol metabolic process. Gene Ontology annotation, molecular function: phosphatidylinositol kinase activity.
AAUGAACGGUCGUGUCAGUCGGUUGCUUUGGGCGUAUAGUAUAUUUUGCGUAAACUAAUUGAUUUUAUCUAAUUAAAUUAAAGUGAAUCAUUGUGACAUCUAUGCAAUUGUGAUGUGAGCCAUGUUAAUUAUAAUUGUGCCAACAUUAAUUGUAGUGACUUCAAAAUAGGGGGUGUAACAGAAAACAAAAAUGGCUUCGGGAGAUUGUGAUCAUAUAGAAGUGAUGGAACUAUCAGUGACGAAAAAGGCGGAUAUGGCAUCAGGCCCUUCUGGUUCCGAGGAUGAUGAUCGCGAUAGACUCUCGAUCGCUGAAAAGAAUGUUCCGUACGAUCCAGCGGUGGGACCUUCGGGGGCUAUCGGCAAAGUGCACAAGUCGGACCGAAAGAUUGGGCAUCGUCGUGUGGGUGAAGGAGGCGAGAUUACCUAUAAGAAGAUUCAGUCUUCGCAGAUCAUGGGAUCCAUACAAUUGGGAAUCCAACACGCCAUCGGAGGUUUAGCGUCGAAGCCGGAACGUGAUCUCCUGAUGCAAGACUUCAUGACGGUGGAGACAACGAACUUUCCAAGUGAAGGGUCUAACCACACGCCGGCUCACCAUUACUCGGAGUUUAAGUUCAAGACAUACGCCCCUAUCGCGUUUAGGUACUUUCGUGAUCUCUUCGGGAUCCAACCGGAUGAUUUUUUGAUGUCCAUGUGCAGUGCACCUCUCCGUGAACUGAGCAAUCCAGGUGCAUCCGGAAGCAUCUUCUACCUCACCAACGACGACGAGUUCAUCAUCAAAACUGUUCAGCAUAAGGAGGGCGAGUUCUUGCAGAAGCUACUUCCGGGUUAUUAUUUGAAUUUGGAUCAGAAUCCGCGUACUCUCCUGCCGAAGUUCUUCGGUCUCUACUGUUACCAAUGUAAUAGUAAGAAUGUCAGAUUGGUGGCGAUGAAUAACAUUCUGCCUUCAGCUGUUAAAUUGCAUCAGAAAUAUGACUUGAAAGGAUCCACUUAUAAGAGAAAGGCGAGCAAAUCCGAGCGCGUGAAGAACUCACCGACUUACAAAGACCUGGAUUUCAUGGAGCAUCACACCGAGGGAAUCUUCCUCGAGGCGGAUACGUACACGGCACUUAUUAAGACCAUGCAACGGGAUUGUCGGGUGUUGGAGAGUUUUAAGAUCAUGGAUUACUCUCUUCUCGUGGGAAUACACAACUUGGACGAGGCCCAAAGGGAGAAGACCGAAGCGAGAAAGAGAAAUGACUCGCAUAGCGAUGACGAGGAUGGAGACAGGAAGGGGCUAAAUAGGACUCGAUCUGAACAAAGUCAGGACGAGUUCAAGGCGCAAGUGAAAAGGACACAGUCUAUAAAUCGUCAAAGGCUCGUCGCACACUCCACGGCCAUGGAGAGCAUUCAGGCGGAGAGCGAGCCAAUUGAUGAAGAAGAGGAUGUGCCUCCUGGUGGGAUUCCGGCAAGAAACGCGCGUGGGGAACGUCUUCUACUGUUUAUUGGUAUCAUUGACAUACUCCAGUCUUACCGACUCAGGAAGAAACUUGAGCACACGUGGAAGAGCAUGAUACAUGAUGGGGACACUGUCUCAGUGCAUAGACCCAGCUUCUACGCGCAGCGAUUUCUAGAUUUCAUGGCGAAGACUGUCUUCAAGAAGAUACCUUCGUUGGACCUUCCGGAAAUCAAGGGAAAUCAUCGCAAGUUCAGAACGCUCGUCACCAGUUAUAUAGGUCUAACACUGAAACACUCGCCGUCGAAGAGGAAAAGCAUCGCGAGGCCAGCCAGAGCUAUCGAGGAAGUCGACACCCCAGGACGAUUGUACGUACGACCGAUCAAGGAUUAUAAUCCGGAUUUUAUGAGAAUCAGAUCGCCUAGGUCUUCAGUGAGAUCUAGUUUGAGCGAUUUUACAGAUACGACUAUAUCAACAUAUCAGAGACAACAAAUCACAACUGAAUAUCCAUCAGUUUUAUCCGAUAGAUUGAAAAUUGAUAGGCCGUUCAGAAGAAUUGAUUUCGAUCCAAAUUUACAAAUUCGUGAACCUGGGACUUCGUAUGAUGAAAAUAUGUAUAGGAUCAGAGAAAUGGAUACAUUAUCUGAUCAGCUGACUAAAGUAUUAAGUACCGGAGCGGGUAGUUCUCAUAUAAACGGUAGUCUGGCUGAUAGUGGUAUUCAAACAGAUAACACUAGUACAAGCGUACCACAGAUAUUUAAUGAAUCACAGUCAGUGAAAACAGUUAAAGAUGCGGCGGUGGAUACGAGAAAUGAUGAUAAUCUCCAAGAUAUACCAUUUAUAGAUGAAGAGGAAUUUGAGAAGAAACGUAAUGUCUUAGAGAAACAUAAAAGUACGUCGAAUAUACCAGAGAUAAUAGAAACCAAGAAUGAGAGGCUGUCUAUGAGUCUCAAUAGGGCGAAAUCUCCGACGUUUGUCGAGAAAUUUAAAAAGUUUUUCAUGGAUAUAGGACUGGUGAAAGCGGAAAGCACGCCCAAUACAGAUGUUCAAGCAAAUACAUUGCGCAUGUCAAGUGGACAUGCAAGAAGUGUUUCACCAAAUACUUUUGAACCAAGAGAAUCCUCGACUUUACCGAAAGAUAUGAGGUUUCGUAAAGUAAGAUCAACACAAACUGUCUAUAUUAAACCAGAAUCUCCAUUACCGGAAAUACCUAAGGAAACGGAACCACCUAAACCAGAACACGUGUCUGUGGUUAAGUUAAAUGGCGAUGAAUAUAUAAAAGAUUCCGAAUCUGAGCGAGUUAUUAAGGAAGUCGUCUAUGUAAAAAGCUUGGAUAAAUCCGCAAUUUAUUCCGGCAAAGAUAGUGGGAGUACUAUUAUCUUUGUUCCGCCAGCGGACUGAUAGAUUAAAGGACAUGAUCGCUUAAUCACUAGAGGGGACAUCCGCGCCUGACCCCUUCUAUUGUCACGUUAGAGAAGAAAAUUACAAAGCCAGUGACAAGUUAAACUUAUAUCAAUACUAUUUAUUGUACAUGAGGAUUUGUACUCCUAACCGCUUUUGCGUUUAUAUACUUAAUCAAACCUCUAUAUAUUUUUCUGCUACAAAAAUGUUGUGGCUAUUAGAGUUAUGGGCUCGAAUGCCUCACCAUCUUUAUAGGUAGGCAUUCAAGACUAGCUUUUAGGUAUUAUAGAAAAUUGUGUAUUCGAUAUUUUGAGUAGUUACUUGUAUUGUCAAAAUUAUUCUGAAUUUAAUUUAUAUUUUUAUUUACAUGUAUAUAUAAGCGAUGGGGCAGGACCCGUUUCGACACAAAUGUCUGCAGUUAUAUUUCUACAUAUAUGCUUUUAACUUAAGUAUUUAUUUUUACACAUUUUUCGACAAUGAAUUUCGGCACAUGUGUUCUACUUUCUGAAAUUAAUAAAUCAUGCUGAAAACACUUCCUGUUAAAGAAAUACAGAUUUCCUGACAUCUCUUGCUGUUGUAUUUUACAAAACCUUUAGGUUCAUCAGACUAAUGUCUGAUCAUUUACGCUGUUAAAAGACCCUAAGUGAUGAUAAAUCUACAGACGCUACCUUGGCUAAAAAAACUCAUUGUCCAAAAAGCUAUUUCUUGAAGACCAUAAUAUUCUAAACCAUUCGAUUGGCAUAGCAGCGCUUAAAGCGAGUUUGUGGUUUGUAUAACCAUUGGCCCUAAGUCCCUUUAAACCUCAUGAUGAUGAGAGAGUAUCGGCAUGUGCAAGAUUAUUCAUUUCCCCUAUGCUGUUUAUAAUUCUAUCCCCUUUCGAUGUUGGCUAUCAUCAUAGUGUUUUGACCAAACCACUGUGUAAGGUUUUUCAUCCAAGACGUGCGUCUGCGGCCAGGUCUCCUUCGACCUGCCACUUAGCCUUUGUCAGUGUCGAAAUGGCUGUAUCGAAUGAGAUUUAUUUCUGUUACCUUGAUCACAAAGAAUUUACUAUAAAUUUAUUUAUUUUAUUAGAUUAUAGAUUAGGUUCGUAAAAGCAAUUUAUAUACAAUUUUAGUACAUAGCUGAUUUUAGUUGAAUUUAUUUAUCUUAAAAUAUGUUAAUGGCCCCGAAAAUCUUGAAUAAGAGAUCCAAAGUUGAUCCAAUGAAAUAUAUUUUUUUUAUAGAACAGGGCCCAAUCGGGCAGGAGGCUCACCUGAUGUUAAGUGAUACCGCCGCCCAUGGACACUCGAUGCUAGAGGGCUCGCGAGUGCGUUGCCGGCAUUUUAAGAAGUUGUACGCUCUUUUCUUGAAAGACCCUAAGUCGAAUUGAUUUGGAAAUACUUCAGUGGGCAGCUGGUUCCUCAGUUACUAAAAAUCAAAAAUAUCAUAAAAUCUACAGUUACUAUUAAUCCGUUGGCUCUGCGACUCGAGUGUCUUGUUCGAAACGAGAAACAUCUGGAAUUUCUUGUGUUAACUCCUGACUAUACAUUUACUGUCUUGUGAUAACUCCGCCAAUUACCGGCUUAAAUUACUUACGAGUUCAUUUAUAUACAAUUAUUCUGCUAUUUUUAUCUCUCUCCUACGGAGGGAAAACAAACAUUCGGCCAAAUCCGGCAAAAGUUGAUCCAACCGUAGUCGAUGGCCGAGAGGUAUAUAGGUAUAUAGAUAUCCGUAUCAAUUCGACUUGCGGGACCCCAAUAUCUGGGGGAUCAAGGGGAUAUCAAAGAGCUUACCGAUUCUUAAAAAUAAUUUUUAUUCUCACACAGUCCGUGGGUGGUCACUUAACAUCGGCAAAUCACUCUCGUUUGCCCCCUGUUAUAUAAAAAUAUUUUUCCUUGCUCUCAAUAUCAUGUUCCAACUUCCACUUGGUAUAAAAACAUUUUUGUGGCCAUUUUCAGACAGUUACAUAAGUAUACCAAAAAGACAGCAUUGUAUAAUCUGAGAUGUCAGAUGUUAUUGAUAUUAUAUGAUGUAAAGUGUAAAUGUUAUUAAAUGAGAUUUUAAUUGAAUUUUUUUUUUUUUAAACCUCGUCAAUACGUGUACGGUGUAGUGUAGGCCUAAUAAAGUUAGAAGUCAUCUAAAAGAUAAUAGAGGAAUACGCUCGAAAAUAAUCUUUAUUGGGACCAUCGCUAUUCAAUAAAAUUGUGAACAUAUAGCAGUUGGAAUCGUCGACGACCAGUCACUUUCCUAGCGGCUUGAUCCCUUGGCCUUGUAGAGUUGUGCAUCUUCAUUUACCACAGUGUUUGUAAGUGUUUUGAUUAAUACCUGCCGCUUAGUUUCUUGUAUCCUUUAUCUACAAGUGAGCGUUUAGUGGGCACCACCACUAUCUGAAACCAGCUGCCCACUGCAGUAAUUGCGAGCAAAUUCGACUUGGGACCGUUCAGCGGCAGUAUCACUUAUCAUCAGAUGAGCCUUAUAUAUACUUAUUCACGCAUAGUUGCACGACUUUUACGUGGUACAAUAAUGUAAUGUUACCCGCAACACUAGGAGCUUUCUAAGUGGGGUAUGUAGAUCUAUUUUGACAUCAGUACAUCUGCCAUGAGGGCCAGGGCGGUACCACACGUUUCCGCUGUGGAGAAGCUCUGGGCAUCGACUAUCGGAACAUCCAGCUUUAGGUGAUGGACACACAGGCUUCCUUUCGUAUUCUGGGGGGGAUACAAUUGCGCUGAAAAACUCAAAACUUGUCCGAACCAAUUCGACUUAGAGUCAAAAAUCGUACCAAUUCAUAAAAAGGUUGGCAUCGCAAAUUAAUAUUAUUUGUGACAUCGCCAGUGUUAUUUUUCCAAAUGCCCUAAUAAUAUAUAAUAAAUUAAUUAAAAUUGAUCUUGGGUGAAUUCUUAGUUUAUGGUAUAUUAAUUUACAGCUUGCCAUACAGUAAAAUAAGGGCUGAAAAGUUACUGUGAUUAAAAUAUUGACAAUAAUCGCCAACUGUACAUAAAAAACGGAAUUGAAUGGCAGGCAAUGACUCGUACUCGGGUCGUUGACCUGCUCUGUAGUUACUUAAGUAUGAAAUUCAAAAUAAUUUACUAUAAUAUCUACAUACAA